Molecule: messenger RNA, 907 nt
Organism: Harpia harpyja (harpy eagle)
Lineage: Eukaryota; Metazoa; Chordata; Aves; Accipitriformes; Accipitridae
Exons: 2
Coding region: 62-703 (213 amino acids)
Source: RefSeq, a predicted model, not a curated record
CUGCUUCCCUGGUCAGUGUCUGCCUUCCCUUGUGAAUUGGGUUUUUCCCUACAACUCAAACAUGAUAUACUCUUCUGGAAGAGAAUCAUACUUCAACUUGAACUCAACCUGGUAUGAUCCCUCAGGGUCCUGGCUGGACACCCGGCGCACACCCUUCCGCUAUGGCUACAACACCUGCUCCUCGGGGUGCGACAGCGAAGGUGUUGAAGGCAUGAGAGGGCACAACUACCGUCAUUAUGGCUAUCGGCAGCCAGUCUGCUCUGAGAGAUGCCAUGGCUAUUCUGCGGCUGAUUCAUGCCAGGGAGGCAGGGGCUCAAGCUGUGUCAGGAGGCCCACGUACAGCUAUGGGUCAUCAGGGGGAUGCCACAGCUAUGGGAGGUCAGUCUGCUCUGAGAGAUGCCGCGAGUCCUCGGGUUCGUGUUACAGAGGUGGUUCAAGCUGUGUUAGGAGACCUACAUACAGCUAUGGGUCAUCAGGGGGAUGCCACAGCUAUGGGAGGUCGGUCUGCUCCGAGACAUGCCACGGAUCAGGAUAUCAGGGGGGGAAGCCAUACUACAGCAAGCCAACACAGUCCAUCCCGCAGUGCUGCCCAGUGCAGACCCGUCCCUCUCCGGUGCAGCAAGGCUGCAUGCCCGUGGCAAAGUGCAUCCCAAGCCAGCAGCAAAAGCAGGUCUGCAAAGUGCCAGCCCAGAAGAUAAAGUAAAGGAAAUGAGGAGUGGGAAUGAAUGGAAGAAACUUCUCACUCUUGCAACCUUGCCCUGACGGGCAGCAUGUCCCAUGUUGCUCACAGAUCUCCACUUUUUCUAUCAUUUUGCUUGUAACGUGCUUUGAAGAUGUAACCCACUGUCUCUGUUAAGUGCUAUUCACCUCCUUAUUUCACAGCAGACAUGGAGGCAAUAAAAAAUUA